Molecule: messenger RNA, 462 nt
Organism: Triticum turgidum subsp. durum (durum wheat)
Lineage: Eukaryota; Viridiplantae; Streptophyta; Magnoliopsida; Poales; Poaceae
Source: the annotation of a GenBank genome assembly
AUGGUUGACGGGCUGGACGCGCGGAACUUCCGAGGCGGCCGGAUCCAGGCGAGCGGAGGCGGGACUAACAAGGCAUCGGGGUUCUCCCGGGCGGCACCACGGUUGCUCCGGCGUGCUCCUGAAAGAAAAGGAGGGAGGACGAGAGAGAGGGAGAGAGAAAACCGGGAGGAAGGAGAGAAACGAGGGGGAGGCACGGCAGGAGGCUGUGCUGUUGGUUUCUCCGAUGAAGAGGAGAUAGGGCGCGGACGUUCGCGGGAGUGGGCGGCGUUUGGCAAAGGAGGCGCUGGUCGGGGAGCGCAUGGUGCGGGACUCCCAGGGCGAGAUGGACGAGGACAAGGAUGGUCUGCUGCUGCUAAUCUCAUGUGGAGGACACGCAGGGGCGGACGGCGAGUGAGGGGAGGAUUUAUCUGGGACCUGAAUUUGACAGGUAAAAGCUGGUUUGUUUGCUGCUGGCUGGCUUAG